CAAGCUAAUCGGAAAUGGUGAGAGCGACUUUAAAAAUAGCAGAAACAUCAAUGCGCCAUCUGAAAGUACUCAUGUCGGGGAAAGUAGAGCAAUCGAGAUAUGUGUAAACAACUGAGAACUGAGAACCGCCAUAAUCAAUCUUGGCGCGAAUUCGACUUUGUUAUUGUUGCAAAUAACAACGGUUCUCCCGAACAAAAAUGCAAUCGAACAGUUUUUCCAACAACGAUGAUAGGAAUGAUGAGCCAGCGAAGAGAGACACGUCGGCUGCGGAAAAAGAAAAGUUACUUCGAGAGAUACAAGAUUUGAAAUGCCUUAUUAAGCAGUGCGAAUGGAGUCUGCAGACCUUACACUUUAAAGACGUGGAAAAACACGUAGCCGAGAAGUUUCCACGGAACUUGGAGGUUCCCUCACGCUUCAGCAGAACGCAGAAUGUCCAGGUCGAUCUGCAGUAUGAUUUGUACAGAUUCGCCGGGUUUCAGUGCGUUAAAUUUCGAAGAGACGGGUGUGUAUUUAACUUUACGUCAACAAACGAAGAUCAGAAGGACAACACUAAUGCAAUACAGAUCUUCAUCAAAGAUGAAAAGGCCAGUCUAGGAAAUUGGGUGAUGCCAAUGUCAAUCGAUAUGAAUUAUCUGUUGUCUAAAACGCCUAUCGACAAUUUGAAAAAUUUAACUCCCUUUAUAAAAAACUGUAAGCACAAUGUCGACUGCUACUUUGUGCGGCAAGAGCAGUUCCUGUCAUUAAAGGCACAUAUUUCAAAUAUGAAACAUUGUACAUUGCAUUCUGAUAUAGGAUUUAAGCGAUUUAGUUUAGAGUUGUAUGGCAUACAUGACAUUGGAAAUGAUAGAUAUAUUAAUUUAAUAAUAAGUUUACUGUAUCACUCUGACAAAGCAAGACCUCAUAAAAUUGAGUUUGAUACAACAGACAAUAUCAAGUUACACGAUGACAUGAAACAAAAUUUAAAAUUGUGCUUGAAGGAAUUUAAAAAGUCAGAUCUACAAACUGCAUUUGAUAAGAUGAUGAAGAAUAAUUCUAGAUUUACAUGGACGCAGUCUGAUGAUGAAAGUCCAUUGGAAUUGAAUAAUACAAGUAACUCUGAUGAAGAAGACUUCUUAACUCAACUACAAUCAAACCAGAGGAAAUCAUUGAGAAUUCGCCAGAAAAAGCGUAAAUUGCAGAAGAAGUGGAAUUUAAGAAAAAGGCAAAGAAAUACAGUUAAUGAAUCAUCAGAAAAUGAACAAGAAGAUGGUCAUUCAAAAGCAAAAGUAUCACACACUGGAAGUCCACAGCAAAUUCCGAUAAGAAAGAAGAAAGCAAGAAAAGUCACUUCAAAACAAGAGAAAAUUAAUGAACAUUUGCCGAAAGAAACAACACCAUUGCAUGAACCUAAAGUAAAAUUAAAACAAACAAAAUUAAAUUUUCAAAAUCGUGAAAGUACGAAUUCAAAUGAAAUGUCUUUGUUUGAAUCAAAAUUCCAUAAUAGGUUUAACAAGUGGUCGAAAAGUGCAGUCAAUUUAAUCACCAGUACUCCAGUAUGUCCCAAAGUCAAUACUGAAAGAUUAUCCAUUACUUUAUCACCUACUUUAGAAAAAAAUAAUAUCACGUCUAUUGAAAGCAUAAAGCACACAACAAAUAAAUUAGAUAAGCAUAAAAGUAGUAAUCAGCUUGGAAAUAAAACUCCAGAAAAGAAGACUUUGAAAAAGACUGAUUGAAUAUUACGAAGUAACACAAAAACCACUCAAUUGGUAUAACAAGUUCAGAAUCGACACCGUAUAAAAAGUCUGACAGAACUUUAAUGAAUGAAAUGAAUGUACAAGGCUCGUUUGCACAAUGUAAUUUAACUUUGAAUUCAGUUUAAUAACUGACUUUCUUUUUCUUUUCCAAAUAUGUAUUAGUGCAAACAAUCAGAUUAGGAAUGUUAUACAUAUAUAUAUUAAUGUGUAAGAAACUCUGGUGAAAAUUUUUCUUAUAAUUUUUAUAGAAAUUAAAACAUUUUUCAGAAAUAUUUAAAAAGUCUAUAUCUUCGCUUAGAACUUUUUAUACAUAUAAAUUUUGAAAUAUUCUUAUUUCAUAAUUUCUAAAAAAAACUCAACUUUUUUAUGAUAGUUUAUCAGAACUUGUAAAAAAUCUUAGAAAUCAAGAUAUUUUAUAAUUAAUAUAUAUGAAAAAAUCUGAGAAAAAUUAUGGACUUUUUGAGCAUUUUUGAAAAGUAUUCUAAUUGAAAAUAUCUGAGAAAGUUAUAAAAUUAUACAGUAAGUCUGAAAAAUUAAGUAAAAAAUUUUGAGAAAAAUUUUCACUAAGGAAGAGAAGCUAUCCUCUGUAAAUAAAAUUUAAAUACUUUUUGUGCAUCUCAAAUAUACAUUUUUGCAUAUUUUGUUUUGAUUUUUUUUCCAUGUUAUUCUAAAAUUGUACCUUAUUGUAAAAUAAAUAGUCAAUGCAAUCUUGAA
This is a messenger RNA of Solenopsis invicta (red fire ant), 2447 nucleotides long. RefSeq lists its product as uncharacterized. Bases 198 to 1712 code for a protein of 504 amino acids. The transcript is spliced from 4 exons. The record is from RefSeq and is a predicted model, not a curated record. NCBI's taxonomy places the organism in Eukaryota, Metazoa, Arthropoda, Insecta, Hymenoptera, Formicidae.